AUGGACGCCGAUGUCGAUGAGAUCAAUAUCGAUGAUGACGACGAUGCUGGCAUUUUCAGCAUCGCCAAUGACCGCCAAAGUGAGGACGAUGACACCCUCAAUGGUGAAAAAUACUUGCUUUCAGCAGUGAACAAUGAAGCGCAUUGCUGUUGA
Molecule: messenger RNA, 153 nt
Organism: Peronospora matthiolae
Lineage: Eukaryota; Oomycota; Peronosporomycetes; Peronosporales; Peronosporaceae
Source: the annotation of a GenBank genome assembly